AUGCGGGCGGCCGGCGGCGCCGGGGGAGCUCGCGCUCGUGGCCGCGGGCGCGGCCAAGCGCGCGUCGAGGGGGGCAGCCGCGCGGGCGACGCGAAGGCGCGCUGCCUGGCGACGGGGUGCUUCCGGGUGCUCGUGCCAAGCAAGGCGGCGUGGGCGUGGCCGAGGGGCUCCUGGCAGCGAGCUCUGCCCUCGGGAGCUCAGGAGUGCCCUCUGGAGGUCCUUCUUCGGCAGAACGGGGCGCUCCAGGCGGUGGGAGCGCGGCUGACUUUGGACACGGCCCCGCGGUCGAAGCAGGCGAAGGAGAUCGAGCGCCUGGCCUUCUCCAAGGGCGGGACGGCGCGCAGCACGGGGCCGAAGCGGGCCGAGCGGCUCGUGCGAGGUCCGCUCGAGCUCGGCUUCGGAGCAGAGUGCCAGCCUGCUUUGCAGUGUGGGUGGCACUCGCUCCGAGCGGCGUGCAGGAAGAGCUACUCGGAGCCUCCUCGCCGAGCUCUGCAUGAACCAGAGGCCAGAGGCUGCUCAUUGGGGAACACUAUGUUCGACACGCCGCCGGAGAAGCGGAUCACUUGCUACAACGUGGGCAAACGGCCGUGCGACCCGCCUUCCCCAGACAGCUUUGGACAAAUCGGUCGAGCUCUGAUAUCAAAGGGCUGGACCCAGCACCUCACAGACGUGCACUGUGAUCGUGACCGGGCGCUGGCGUUUCACCAUUUCUCGGUGUGUGCCGGCUUCGACCUCGAAGUGCCGUUCGACAAGAAAAUUCACACUCCGCAGCCAGAUGUCCGAGCACUCAAUUUGCUUGAUGCGGGCGAGUGGGACCAGGCUCCUCCGCAGCAGCAGCAGCAGCAGGCGACCGUCGCGGAGGCUCCGCCGCCAAAGAGCAACCUCGUGCCGCUCGACCACCUGAAGGCGAUCACCAGCGGCCGGGAGUUCUGCUACGACGACUUCGACCUGCGCGCCACGGUAGGCACCGGCACGUUCGGCCGCGUCCGCGUGGUGAAGAUCAAAGGGAGCAAGGACAGGACCCCCUUGGCCCUGAAGAUAAUGAAGAAGAGCGAGGUCAUCCGCCUCAAGCAGGUGGAGCACGUCAAGGCCGAGACGGGGAUUCUGGCCCAGAUCUCGCACCCGUUCAUCGUCAACCUCCUGGCGGCGUUUCAGGACGAGAG
Messenger RNA from Prorocentrum cordatum, 1163 nucleotides. The record is from the annotation of a GenBank genome assembly. Lineage: Eukaryota; Dinophyceae; Prorocentrales; Prorocentraceae.